Molecule: messenger RNA, 3372 nt
Organism: Naegleria fowleri
Lineage: Eukaryota; Heterolobosea; Eutetramitea; Acrasida; Naegleriidae
Exons: 3
Coding region: 1-3372 (1123 amino acids)
Biological process (GO): proteasome-mediated ubiquitin-dependent protein catabolic process; DNA repair
Cellular component (GO): site of double-strand break; nucleus
Molecular function (GO): nucleic acid binding; protein binding
Source: RefSeq, a predicted model, not a curated record
AUGUCCUUCAACUAUGUUGCUUACGCACACAAGCCAACAACCAUAAGCUGUUCGGCUUCUGGCAAUUUUACAUCUGCCAAUGAUAUUAAUCUCAUCAUGUGCAAAAAUCAAUUUAUUCAAGUGAAUACAUUGAGUGAGGAAGGUGUCGUUUCUGUUGUGGAAUUUGAAGUACCUGGAAGAGUAGAUACCAUGACCUCGUUCAGACCGACAGGUGAAAAACAAGAUUUACUCUUUGUUACCAUCGAUGACACCUUCUUCACAUUGGGUUAUAUUGAUGGAAAAAUUGAAACAUUAGCAAGUGGCUCAAUCGACGACCCUGUCGGAAGAAGAACAGAAAGCGGAUCCAUCACAAUCAUUGAUCCUCUGUGUCGCACUGUUGCACUUUCAUUAUAUGAAGGCUUACUCAAAAUUAUUCCUUUUGAAAACAACAAACACCAAUUUAAAGAAGCGUUCAACGUUAGAAUUGAAGAAUUGAAUAUUAUAGACAUUAUGUUUUUUGAAUCUAUAGGAUCCAAACAAAAAUCAUGCAGAUUACCAACAUUUGCCUUACUCUAUCAAGACAAUCAAGGAUCAAGGCAUAUCAAAUCCUAUGAAAUUAAGAUUCACGAAAAGGAAAUUGAAGAGGCCUCUUUUAAACAACAAAAUAUCGAUCAUGGAUCCAAUAUUCUCAUUCCCGUUCCUGUACCCAUUGGAGGAAUGAUUUGUGUUGGAGAAUCUCAAGUUUCAUAUUUUGAUGAAAAUUACCAUAGAUCUGUAUCCCCAUCUUCAAACACUCGAUUAGCUAUUCGAUCAUACGGAAAAUUGGACAACACAAGAUGGUUCCUUGGAGACCAAUCCGGACAGUUAUACUUGUUAAGCCUUCAAGUUUCAGAUCAGAGCCAAGUUACAGGAUUAACAUUGAAAGAAUUAGGUGUUACCUCUAUUUCAUCAUCCAUUUCAUAUCUCGAUAAUGGCUAUGUUUUCGUCGGUUCUCAUUAUGGAGACUCUCAAGUGAUCAGAAUUGUGGACGAAGUGAAAGAAGAAACGAACGCCUAUUUUGAAGUGUUUCAAACGUACCCAAAUAUUGGACCCAUUGUUGAUUUUUGUUUUGUGGACACGGAAAAACAAGGUCAAGGCCAAAUUGUGACAUGUUCUGGAGGCUUUAAAGACGGAACGCUACGUAUCAUUAAGAAUGGAAUUGGAAUUGAAGAGUUAACAACCAUAUCAGAUUUGACUGGCUUGAGCCGCAUCUGGUCCUUAAAAUCAGAGAAUGCCACAAAUCAAAAAUACUUGGUUAUAUCUUUCACUCAACAAACAAUGAUUUUUACUGUGGAAAACGAAGAAUUAGGUCCCAUUUCCAUUCCUGGAUUUGACUCUGAAUCCAUGACAGUGGCAUGUAAUACUGUGGUAGGCAAUAACUACCUGCAAGUGACAGACAAGGCUGCUCGUCUUGUAGAUUACCAAACAUUGGAACUUGUCGAUGAGUGGAAGAGCCCUAGCGGUACUACAAUCAGUCUUGCUGCACCAAAUCCAACACAAUUGGUAGUUUCUUUGGGAGAAGGACGCCUCGUUUACAUUGAAAUUACAGAGAGUGGUUUCAGACAGGUGCAACAGACCAAGCUUGAAUAUGAAGUCUCCUGCAUUGACAUAACUCCAGAAGAAGGAAAUUUCUCAUCACCAUCGUGUGCUGUUGGAAUGUGGACUGAAAUUUCUGUUCGUAUCUUGAAAUUGCCUUCCUUAGAAUUAUUGGCUUGUCAAGAAUUGGGAGGAGAAAUUCUACCUCGUUCAAUACUGAUGGCAACAUUUGAAGGUAUUUCUUAUUUAUUAUGUGGUUUGGGAGAUGGACAUUUGUUUUCCUUCAAAAUGGCAGAUAGAGGCAUGGGUAUUCUAACUGAUAGAAAACGAAUCAAUAUCGGAAGUAAGCCAGUCAUGCUUAGACCAUUCUUGUCGAAGGACAAUCAGUUGAAUGUUUUCGUCACCUCUGAAAAACCAACAAUCAUAUAUAGUAGGAAUCAGAAAUUAGUAUAUUCAAAUGUAAACUUGGGAGAGGUGACUGAUAUGUGUCCAUUUAAUCAUGAGAGUUUCCCAGAUCACCUUGCGAUAGCCAACGAAAAUUCCAUUCUCAUUGGACAAAUUGAUGAAAUUCAAAAACUUCAUAUCAAGACUGUUCAGCUGCAUGCACAACCCAUGAAAAUAUGUCACCAACCAUCAUCAAAGUCAUAUGGACUUCUCAUUACCCAAUUUGAAGAACCAGAAUCUAGUGCAGUAUUUUAUUUGGAUGAACAUACCUUCCAGAAAAAAUCGGAGUUCAGACUGGACAAUAAUGAAUUAGGCCAAUCAAUCAUCUCAUGUACAUUUACCGAUGACGACAAUGAAUAUUUCGUUGUGGGUACAACCAUUACUGAAGCUGACGAAGAAGAACCAUCUAAGGGCAGAAUCAUUGUCUUACAAGCUCAAGAUGACAAACUAGUGGUAAGAGCUGAGAAGGACGUAAAAGGAGCAGUCAUGUGCUUACAUUCUUUUAAUGGUAAAUUAUUGGCAGGUGUUACUGGUCGCUUAAUACUAUUCAAAUGGUCCGAUCAAGCAGACGAUGAUAGCAAGGAUCUUGUUCAAGAAUGCUCGUGUAGUGGUGGUAUUUACAUUUUAGAUGUUGAUAGCCAUGGCGAUUUUAUUUUGGUCGGAGACAUGAUGAAAUCCGUUCAGCUUUUCAGAUAUGAAAAACCAGAGGAUCAAAACGUUUCUGGAAAUAUCAGCCUCAUAUGUAAGGAUUAUCAUUAUUCAUGGCUCAGCACUGCUGCAAUGUUUAAUGAGAGAGAAUUUGUGGCAACUGACAAUCGUGGAAAUAUUUUCACUCUUCAAAAGAAUGAAGAGGCUUCAGAAGAAGAACGAAAACAAUUACCUCGCAUUGGAAAAUUCUAUCUUGCCGAUCAUAUCAACAAAUUCCAACAUGGAUUUAUCGGCAUGAGAAUGAGCUCAGAGUUGUCUUUGCCAGGCCUCAAUAAUCCACUUCCAUCUUCGGCUGAACCAUUGUCUCAAGCAAAUCCCCCAAUCAAAACAAUUCUCUUUGGAACCAUCAGUGGAGGUAUUGGCGUGCUUGCUCAGCUUCCACAAGAAACCUAUUUAUUUAUUCACAAGCUUCAGCAAGCAAUGGCAAAUGUUGUAAUUGGUUUGGCCAACAUUUCUCGUGACACUUAUCGUGCAUUUAGAUCUGAAAGAACAAGAGAGCCCUCAACAAACUUUAUUGAUGGAGAUUUUAUUGAAUCCUUCUUGGAGUUUGACCAAGAAACUCAGCAAAAGGUUGUCGAAGAGCUUCGAGACAAGUUCGAUGAAAAAUACAUCUCAUUGGAAGAAUUGCUCAAGAAUGUGGAAGACUUGUCACAUUUGGUUCACUAA